GGAGAUAAAGAAUUUGUUCAGUGCACUUCGUGGUGUUCCAGGGUGUGGUGGAGUAUAUUGGCUAGUGCGCCAGUGGUUCAGUGGUGGCGGUCCCUUGCUUUUCGAAUGUGUCUUACUAUGCCGUCAAAGGAAAGAGCCUCGCUGUAGUUUUCAUCAUGGUAAAUACAUGAUGAUAUCUACUUUUUAGUGCACAAGGAAAGAAGCGAGGUUAGUAACACAUUAAGUAAAGCAAGAGUUGAAGUGGGAAGCAGUGAACAUGAACUGACUCAGGCUUCCUUUCACACUCAAGACUGAUUGAUACUUACAUGCAGACGUGACAAGCAGCAGUUUUGUCAGUGACUUAUUUAGACCGCGGCCUUUGAGUUCCUACACCAUUUCCAAAUUACAGUUGGAUAUCCCUGUAAAGAGAAAUGUCCUAGCCAGAUGCCCGCUGUUGCUCUGGAAAGACAGUCUUGGUUGAGCUGCAACUUUGAAGAUUAUAACUCCCUCCAGCCUCCUGUCAACACCACCUCCUCCAUCAACUCAAUCCAUCUGUAACUGUUCUCUCCCAACUUCCGUAAGCAGCUCCCCGUCUCUGUACAAUUCCCACCUGUGUAGCGAAAUAUUCCCUCAAACCCCAGGACAGAGUGACUUGCGAGGUAAAAAGGGAGGGCACUUGUGUGGCGCCUCCCACGAUGCAUUCUCAGGUCACUCAGGGCAGCCUCGCCGUCAGUACAAUAGAAGACAUUACUGCUCCCAGGAGAUACAGUACUGAAUCUCUCUGUCUCGAUGCUGCUCAAUUACUCUAUAACUCGGCCGCUGCUCCUUCAUGUGCUAUUUCAAAUCGUCUGAGCCCCGCGGCAACUUCCUCAGAUUCGCACCAGUACUUUGACUUCAACACGUCAGGCACCACCACAGGCGCCAACAACUGCACAGAUGUCUCCCUCGACACCUUCUCGCCGCCCCAGAGCACCAAUCUCUGGACCAGCAAGAGUCUGAGCAAGUGCAACACCAACAGUCGAGGCAGCCUAACCUCUAAGAGCAAGGGUGUGUGCUGUGGCCGCCGCCGCCUUAUAGACGAGGAGGGCUUCAUCAGGAGGGCCGCGUGUGUGUGUGUCGAUAAGGAUGAGUCUCAGGUGCUUCUGGUGACGAGCAAGAAGGACCCCUGCGUGUGGCUGGUGCCUGGCGGAGGACUGGAGGUGGGCGAGGAGGCCAUCGUCGCCGCGCAGCGCGAGGCCUGGGAGGAGGCUGGCAUCCAAGGCGUCGUGAAGCGUUUUCUGGGACUGUUUGAGUCCUGCCACCACUCCGGGACCAAGAAGCACCGCACUGCCGUCUUCGUCUUCAUGGUCACCAAGGAGCACAAGGACUUCCCGGAGGCCAGACUGGGUCGACGAAGACGAUGGUUCAGCUUGGAGGAGGCACUGCUACUGCUGGCCCGCCACCGACCACUACAGAGUGCUUAUCUCCAGCUGCUCAUGAUGUCCAAACUCAAGAUGACGGGAACAUCCUAGACUUAUAGGGGGUGCUGAGUAUCGGGAUAGGAGGGGGCUGGGUAAGGCAAAGAGGAACGUACACUUCCAUGGUGUCAGAAGGAAACACGUGUAGUUAGUCUUGUGUUGAGAACUGUGAUAAUGUUGACUACCCGCCUCCAAUUGUCUCAUCUCGCGACCUUUAAGAUGUAAUUGUCUAAUUCUGGAGCAGUAAUAAUGACCUACACUCUCCCUAUAACAGCGGAGUCAUAUGAUUGUUAAAGACAGCACUGAGGAAUGUGUCACUCUACUAGACAUAUGUAAUUGAGAUGUUGUACAGUGAUACUUUUUUUCGGUGUUGAAGGAAAUUUUUCAAGGCUGCCCAGUCCCCUCACUGCCCACACCUCUCUGCAGACCACCACCAGCGGAAGGAGCUAAGGCUGUGUGGUGUACUACUUUGUUAUUUUUCUACACUCUAGAGUAGCUGUAAAGAAUGCGUUGUAUAUAUUUGCUAGAUAACGAGUGGUCUUGUUUGAUACGGAAUGUUCUUAGAAUUUUCUCAUAAACUGUACGUCGGACAAAUCUGUUGAGUUCAAAAUAAAUACUAGUGGAAAGAGAAAGCAGGCUUCCUCUCUACUGAUAACAAGAACGUGUGUGUGUGUGUGUGUGUGUGUGUGUGUGUGUCAGAGAGAGAGAGAGAGAGAGAGAGAGAGAGAGAGAGAGAGAUUUACAAGACUUGUAUUGGUGCUUAUUUUUGUAGGAUGAAAAGAAUGCACGAAGUAUGUAUUGUGCUUCUAGUACUGAAGUGAAGAUUUGAAAUCUCCCACAGCCCCUCUGAGUUUUGACGAAGAGCAGGACAUACGUAGAGAUGUAUAAUAGCGGCAGGAAAGGAAGGGGCUGUCUUUCAUCUCCAUAUUUCAUCAUGGGGCUUUUGUCUCUUGUAAAUAGGAGAGAUGGAGAAGCUGUGAUAUCAGGCCUUCCCUUCCUUCACAUCUUCCCUUACCCAUGUAUCUUCCCGAUGGCUCAAGGUGUCAGUAGCGGUUCCGGCAGCGCUCCGGGAUGUCUCAGAAUCUUGCGAAGGUACGAUGAAACUCCUACCUUAUGUCAGAGAUUGUCACCAUUAAAAUAUUUUAUCUUAAAA
Messenger RNA from Portunus trituberculatus (swimming crab), 2589 nucleotides. RefSeq names its product diphosphoinositol polyphosphate phosphohydrolase 1-like. Gene Ontology annotation, cellular component: cytoplasm; nucleus. The transcript has 4 exons. Gene Ontology annotation, biological process: adenosine 5'-(hexahydrogen pentaphosphate) catabolic process; diadenosine pentaphosphate catabolic process; diphosphoinositol polyphosphate metabolic process. The coding region runs from base 675 to 1490 and encodes 271 amino acids. Lineage: Eukaryota; Metazoa; Arthropoda; Malacostraca; Decapoda; Portunidae. The record is from RefSeq and is a predicted model, not a curated record. Gene Ontology annotation, molecular function: bis(5'-adenosyl)-hexaphosphatase activity; bis(5'-adenosyl)-pentaphosphatase activity; diphosphoinositol-polyphosphate diphosphatase activity.